This is a messenger RNA of Wallemia ichthyophaga EXF-994, 2667 nucleotides long. Its product is annotated as Copper-transporting ATPase 1. Bases 1 to 2667 code for a protein of 888 amino acids. The record is from RefSeq and is a predicted model, not a curated record. Gene Ontology annotation, biological process: monoatomic cation transport; copper ion homeostasis. The transcript is spliced from 5 exons. Gene Ontology annotation, cellular component: membrane. NCBI's taxonomy places the organism in Eukaryota, Fungi, Basidiomycota, Wallemiomycetes, Wallemiales, Wallemiaceae. Gene Ontology annotation, molecular function: P-type divalent copper transporter activity; ATP hydrolysis activity; ATP binding.
AUGAUGGAAAGUACAGCAAUCGAGAAUUGCACGCUUAAAGUAGAAGGCAUGACAUGUAGCUCUUGUGUACAGAGUAUCGAGAGUUAUAUAGGGAAAUUACAAGGGGUUGAAUCCAUUCAAGUCGCGCUGUUAUCAGAAAAGGCAACUAUAAAUUAUAUCAAAGAUUACUGGGAUCCUGAAAAGCUCGCUAACGAAAUAGGAGAAAUGGGAUUUGAAGCAACAGCUUUGACUAAUUUAAACUCAAAGUCCGUUAUUGAUAUCUCCAUUUAUGGCAUGACGUGCUCUUCGUGCACUUCAUCAAUACAAUCAGCUUUAUCAAAUUUAGAUGGCGUUAUCUCGUCAGAUAUUUCAUUACCAAUGGAAUUCGCUAGAGUUCAUUAUAAUGCUGAUCAAAUUGGCGUUAGAGAUAUCGUUGAAGCCAUCCAGGAUGCGGGUUUCGAUUCAAUGAUCCGUGAUGACAGGAAUGAUAGUCAAUUAAAAUCCUUAUCUAGAAUCAAGGAAGUUAAUCAAUGGAAAGACGCUCUGAAGUAUUCCUCCACAUUCGCUAUACCCGUCUUCCUAAUUGGAAUGCUUUUACCAAUGAUACCUUCAGUUAAACCUUUUGUUAUCUUCAACUUAUGGCGUGGAUUGACAAUUGGUGAUCUUAUCUGUCUAGUCUUAACAAUUCCAGUUCAAUUUGGAAUCGGUAAACUCUUCUAUAAGCCGGCUUAUAAAAGUUUACUUCACAAAUCAGCCACAAUGGACGUUUUAGUUGUUUUUGGUACAACAGCUGCUUUUGUUUAUAGUGCAGGUGUUAUGGUAUCAAGCGUUUUCACUUGGUCUAGUGAUAGCGUAAUACCUCAAACGUUUUUUGAUACAUCAACAAUGUUGAUUACGUUUGUCACGCUUGGUAGAUACUUGGAGAAUCUAGCAAAGGGUAAAACUAGUACAGCUUUAUCAGAUUUAUUACAAUUGGCUCCAAGUUCAGCUGUUAUUUACACAAAUUAUGAUGAAUCAAACCAAGAUCAAGUACAUUUCGACGAAAAAAAGAUACCAACGGAAUUGUUACAAAAGGGUGACAUAGUUAAGUUGGUACCUGGAGAGAGAUUACCUGCAGACGGUUGUGUUUGUAAAGGUACUUCAUUAAUUGAUGAAAGUAUGAUUACAGGUGAACCCAUACCGGUACCCAAAUCAAAAGGGGAUGUUGUUACCGGUGGUACAAUGAACAUAAAUGGAUCUAUUGAUGUUUGUGUUACAAGAUCAGGUACAGAUACGGCAUUAUCGCAAAUAGUAAAGUUGGUUGAAGAUGCUCAAACUUCUAAAGCCCCUAUUCAAGCAUUUGCCGAUAGAAUUGCUGGCUACUUUGUGCCAACGGUUAUUUUACUUGGAUUAUUAACAUUCUCGGUCUGGAUGAUACUUUCUUAUUUGAUUAUACCAAAAUCCUCUUUACCUCACAUAUUCAAUCAAAUUGGUGUUAGUAGAUUUGCAGUUUGUUUGAAACUUUGCAUUUCAGUUAUUGUUGUCGCAUGUCCAUGCGCUUUAGGAUUAUCAACACCAACUGCUGUAAUGGUUGGUACAGGUGUUGGUGCUCAGAAUGGAAUUUUGAUAAAAGGUGGUCAAGCAUUAGAGCAAGCCAGCAAAAUUAGAAGAAUAGUUUGGGAUAAGACUGGUACAAUAACUGAAGGGAACAUUAACGUUACUUCUGUUGCAUGGAAUGAUGAUGCAUUCAGAGGUGGUUAUCAUUCAUUAGGUUUCAAAAAAGAGCAAGUGAUGAAGAUUAUAUCGAUUGUGGAAUCAAAGAGUGAGCACCCACUGGGUCAAGCAAUUAUGAAUCAUUUCAACAAUAAAGUUAUCGUUGAUAAUAAUAAUGACGAUGUCUAUUCAAUCAAGAGCUGGUUAUCACAUACAGGUAAAGGUGUUGAAUCAGAAGUAUCCUUGUUAUUAUCCGAUAAGUCUUCAAUUGAUUUGCAAGUCGAAAUUGGUAAUCAAACAAUACUGCAUAAAGGAAUAAAAGAGCCAAAGGACCUGGAACAGUUUAGGAAUAUAAAUUCAGAAAAAGGCUUUACAAUAGUAUAUGUGACUAUUCAAUCAGAACCAAUAGUGGUAAUCGCACUUGGCGAUGAAAUUAAGUCAAAUGUUAGAGAAACAAUUAGGUCGUUAUCGAAUAUCUCAAUCGAAAGCUACCUGAUGACUGGUGAUCAAAUGAACACCGCUUUGUCAAUAGCAGAAAAAGCUUUUAUAGCAAAAAAUAGAGUAUUUGCAGGUGUUAGUCCGAAAGGAAAGCGAGAAAGGGUGAUUACAAUGAUUGAUGAUAAUGAUGGAGGUGUAGCAAUGGUGGGAGAUGGAAUAAAUGAUUCACCUGCACUUGCUGCAGCAUCCGUGGGAAUAGCUUUGGCUUCUGGAUCAUCUAUUGCAAUUGAAGCAGCAGAUAUAGUAUUGAUGAGGCAAGGAGAAAUCAAGGAUGUUUAUAACUCAAUCAAGUUAUCAAAAGCGAUAAUGAAGAAGAUAAAGAUGAACUUCUUCUAUGGGAAUGUUCUUGCCUUGGAAUAUUCAUUUACAUCCGAUGAUGGCAGGGUUGGCGAUGGCGUGUUCGUCAGUUUCAGUUGUCGUAAACAGCCUAACGUUGAAGCUGUGGAGGAAGCCAAGAUUCGAAGAAGGAGAGAGGAUCACAAACAAGAUGAAGAAUGA